Messenger RNA from Colletotrichum spaethianum, 1374 nucleotides. RefSeq names its product aspergillopepsin-1. The record is from RefSeq and is a predicted model, not a curated record. Gene Ontology annotation, molecular function: aspartic-type endopeptidase activity. Gene Ontology annotation, biological process: proteolysis. NCBI's taxonomy places the organism in Eukaryota, Fungi, Ascomycota, Sordariomycetes, Glomerellales, Glomerellaceae. The transcript has 3 exons. Bases 1 to 1374 code for a protein of 457 amino acids.
AUGGAGGCAUUUCUUCAAGCCCAAGCCAGAUUCAAGUCGGCAAAGGGUCUUACCAAGAUUCCUGUCGUCCCAAACAAGAACUACAAACGUCAUGGCACAAAGUCAUAUGUCUAUCUCCUGAACAAGUUCAAGUUCGAGCCGACGAAACCCGGCCCUUAUGUCCAGACACGGAGAAUGGCCCAAAGGGGACUCGCCGCCCCUGGCUUCAACGCGGCAGUAGGCGGCCGAGUCUCCAUGAGCAAGGUUCUAAUGAAGAAGGCGGCCGACGACCAGCAUGGCGAAGUCACGGCUGAGGACCAGCAAUAUGACUCAAUGUACCUCUGCGAGGUUUCCAUCGGAACGCCGCCGCAAAAGUUCCAGCUGGACUUUGACACGGGUUCCGCCGAUCUCUGGGUGUUCUCAACAGAGCUCAGCAAAUCCCUCCAGAAAAACCACAGCGUCUUCGACGCCUCCAAGUCCUCGACAUUCAAGAAGCUCGAGGGGAAGACGUGGAAGAUUUCGUAUGGCGAUGGCAGCUCGGCGUCAGGUGACUGUGGCACCGACAACCUCGUCCUCGGCGGGCUGACGGUCGAGAACCAGGUCAUCGAGCUCGCCUCGCAGCUUGCGGCGCAGUUCUCCCAGGGCACAGGCGACGGCCUCCUGGGCCUUGCAUUUAGCUCCAUCAACACGGUGCAGAGCAAUGGCAACCACAGCGACCCACAGGCCACGCCCGUCGAGAACAUGAUCGCGCAGAGCGACAUCCCCAAGGACGCGGAGCUGUUCACGUCGGCGUUCUACAGCGAGCGCGACGAGGCCAAGCCACGGUCGUUUUUCACGUUUGGGUGGAUCGAUACGGACCUCGUCAAGGCUUCUGGUGAGGAUAUCCAUUGGGUCGAUAUCGACAAGACGCAGGGGUUCUGGAUGUUCCCCUCGGAAUCUGCAAGCGUCAACGGAAAGGCCGUCGCGCAGAGCGGUAACAAGGCCAUCGCGGACACGGGGACUACACUGGCUCUCGUUUCGGACGAGGUCUGCCAAGCGUUGUAUGACGCGAUUCCCGGCUCCAAGUACGACGAUCAGCAGCAGGGCUAUGUGUUCCCAACUAGCACCAAGGAGGAAGACCUGCCCGCGUUCAAGGUCGCCGUCGGCGACAAGGAGUUUGUGAUCCAGAAGGAGGACCUUGCGUUUGCGCCAGCCAGCGAUGGGUUCUGGUAUGGAGGCGUGCAGUCCAGAGGCUCCAACGAGUUUGACAUUUUGGGAGAUGCGUUCUUGAAAUCGAUUUAUGCGGUUUGGGACCAAGGAAACACGAGGUUUGGAUGUGUGCCCAAGAUCGAGAAGACGCAGAACCUUCAACCUCCGUCUUCUCGAACUCAAGAUAGCGAAGCACCAGAUACCUGA